AUGGUCCACAGUAGUAAGUACGAUUUGCUCAUCAAGCUCCUGCUCAUCGGAGACAGCGGCGUGGGGAAGAGCUGCGUGCUCUUGCGCUACUCGGAUGACUCGUUCACAACGUCGUUCAUCACCACGAUUGGAAUUGACUUCAAAGUGAAGACGAUUGAAGUGGACGGGAAGCGGAUAAAGCUUCAGAUUUGGGAUACUGCAGGACAGGAACGAUUUCGAACGAUCACGACUGCUUAUUAUCGUGGUGCGAUGGGGAUUCUUCUGGUCUACGACGUAACAGACGACCAUUCCUUCCAGAACAUUCGCAAUUGGAUGACCCAAAUUCGGCAAAAUGCGUCGUCGAAUGUAAAUAAAGUCCUUAUUGGCAACAAGUGUGACGUCGAUCCGUCGGAACGAGCAGUGACGACGAAGCAAGGUCAGGAUCUAGCGAACGAGUUCGGCAUUGAGUUCUUCGAGACGAGCGCAAAGAGCAACCAGAACAUUGAAGAGGCAUUCCGCUUCGUCGCUGUGGAUAUUCAGAAGCGACUGGCGGAGAGUGAACACGACCGGUUAGACGUGGCCAACGGCAGCAAGUUCCGAGUGGACGAGUCACAAGGUCAAGCGAAAGACGGCUGCUGUUCCUAG
Molecule: messenger RNA, 624 nt
Organism: Peronospora matthiolae
Lineage: Eukaryota; Oomycota; Peronosporomycetes; Peronosporales; Peronosporaceae
Source: the annotation of a GenBank genome assembly